UCCAUCCAUUCUCUGUCUUUCCUUAUCGCUGUCUUUUCUUACGUUUCUUUUUCAUUUCAUUUCUUAAAGAAUCAAAACGGUCAACGUAAUUAGUUGGCCUACAUUUUUGCCCUCCUCCGACUGAACCCAGAAAACCAACGAGUGCAACAAGAGUCUCUGAUCAGUUGACAACUCAGAGAGAGAGAUGAGUGUGAUCGAUUUGAUAACGAGGGUUGAUGCAAUAUGCAAGAAAUACGACAAGUACGACAUAGAUAAGCAAAAGGAGCUUAAUAAUAUUUCUGGGGACGAUGGUUUUGCUCGCCUAUAUGGGGCCGUUGAGGCCGACCUCGAUGCUGCUCUCCAGAAAUCAGAGAUGGUAUCAACGGAGAGGAACAGGGCUACUGCUGUUGCUAUGAAUGCUGAGAUUCGACGAACCAAGGCUCGUUUGCUUGAAGAGCUCCCCAAAUUGCGAAGACUUGCUCCUAAAAAGGUCAAAGGGCUUUCCAAAGAAGACCUUGAGGCUCGAAGCGAGUUAGUAUUUGUACUAAAAGAGAGGAUAGAAGGAAUACCAGAUGGAUCAACGACUGCAGCUAAACAAACUGGUGGUUGGACAGAUUCAGCUCCGUACGCUGGAAUCAAAAUUGACUCGAAUUCAGAUAGGAGAUCUGAUAAUGAGUACUUUCAACAAACUGAGGAGUCGGAUCGCUUUAGGCAGGAGUAUGAAAUGCGAAGAAUGAAACAGGAUCAAGGUCUAGAUGUUAUAGCAGAAGGAUUGGACACAUUGAAAAAUAUGGCCAGCGACAUGAAUGAGGAAAUAGAUAGACAAGUUCCCUUGAUGGAUGAAAUAGAUGAUAAGGUUGACAGGGCAAAUGCUGACCUUAAAAACACUAAUGUGAGACUCAAGGAUACCAUAGUCAAGCUGAGGUCUAGCCGGAACUUUUGCAUCGAUAUCACCCUCCUGAUUCUGAUUUUAGGAAUCGCCGCCUAUUUGUACAAUGUCUUGAAGUGAAAUUAGUGAUCCAGCAACUAUUUCUCCGAGUUCUCUACUUCGUUUAUGGUUUAUGUAUCUCAGUAUCUGCGCUCUAUUCUCAUUGAUGAUGGACAAUAUAUAAACGUGUGGUUUGAGGUUUCUCUGAGUAUGUAUUUUCUGCUAGCAGGCAGGGAUGUCCAUGUCCAAUUUUAUUGGAUCAAACUUUUUAUAAGCAAAUAGUUGUUGCAUGAAGAUCCAAAAUAUUUGACCGACAUUUUUCAGCAAAUGUUUAUGUGGAAAUACCACAUAUUCAUUUUGGUUAUAAUGGAAGAGAAUUUAACUUUUGA
Messenger RNA from Malus domestica (apple), 1296 nucleotides. Its product is annotated as syntaxin-71-like. Gene Ontology annotation, biological process: intracellular protein transport; vesicle fusion. Gene Ontology annotation, molecular function: SNAP receptor activity; SNARE binding. Gene Ontology annotation, cellular component: endomembrane system; SNARE complex; membrane. Lineage: Eukaryota; Viridiplantae; Streptophyta; Magnoliopsida; Rosales; Rosaceae. The record is from RefSeq and is a predicted model, not a curated record.